Molecule: messenger RNA, 1026 nt
Organism: Sinocyclocheilus anshuiensis
Lineage: Eukaryota; Metazoa; Chordata; Actinopteri; Cypriniformes; Cyprinidae
Product: serine/threonine-protein kinase pim-2-like
Exons: 5
Coding region: 91-1026 (311 amino acids)
Biological process (GO): protein autophosphorylation; negative regulation of apoptotic process; regulation of mitotic cell cycle
Cellular component (GO): cytoplasm
Molecular function (GO): ATP binding; protein serine/threonine kinase activity
Source: RefSeq, a predicted model, not a curated record
GAGGUCGCUCUGUUAAUUCGAGCAAAUCAAAGCCCCGGGGUUCCUGAAAUCAUCCAGCUUCUGGACUAGCAGGAGAAGCCUGGCUACUACAUGAUGGUUCUAGAGCGGCCCAUGCCCUCUCAGUGUCUGUAUGAAUUUAUAAAGAACUACAAGGGCAGCAUUGGAGAGGAUUUGGCACGGUUUAUCAUGCGCCAGGCAACAUCCGCAGCUCAGACGUGCUGCCAACGUGGAGUGUUGCACCGCGACAUUAAGGCAGAAAACAUUCUGAUUAACCCAAGCACACUUGAAGUCAAACUGAUCGACUUUAGGUGUGGUGACUUCCUUACUGAAGCGGGUUACACAUCCUUUGCUGGCACAAAACAGUACUGUCCUCCCGAGUAUCUGAUGACCAGCAGGUACCACGGGGAAUCAGCGACAGUGUGGUCACUCAGGAUCCUCCUGUUCGUGAUACUUUUCCAGAAAACUCCAAACAGACGAGACCUGUGCAAGAUGGAAGAUUACAUCCGGGCCAAAGAUGGCUUGUCACAAGAAUGCUGCAAUUUUAUUUGCUGUUGUGUGCAGAUCGACCCAAAGCAGCGGAUUGAACUGGAGAAACUCAGUCUCCACAACUGGUUUAUGGAUGGUUAUCCAAAACCUGUUCCACUGGAGGUCGCUCUGUUAAUUCGAGUAAAUCAAGGCCCCAGGGUUCCUGAAAUCAUCCAGCUUCUGGACUGGCAGGAGGAGCUGGACUGCUACAUUAUGGUCCUAGAGCGGCCCAUGCCCUCUGAGGAACUGGACUGGUUUGUCCUCAGCCAGACAGCGAACACUGAAGAGGAUUUGGCUUGGAUCUCACCUUUUGACAGGCCAUCUUUGGUCCAGAUGUACUUAUUGAUCUGGUCCAGGUCUCGUCUUGCUGGAAAAUCUCCACACAGCACUGUAAAGAGGAAGAUCCCGAGUGACCAAACCGUCGCUGGUUCCCCAUGGUACUCGCUGUAUGAUCAGAUACUCGGGAGUACAGUACUGUUCUGCGCCUGUUGUUUCCAUUAA